GCCAUACUGCCGACCCCCCGCGCCAUCCUGGCUGCCCCCAUCCCCCACCACCCCGUCCACGACGCCCCAUCUCACGCCCGACGUCCCACCCCUCCCAUGUCCGCGUCCCCACAGCCUCCCCCACCCGCGACCGUCCCCGAGCCUGCGACCCACACUAACAGCUCUCCCCCCGCGUCCUCCUCAGGCUCCCCCGCCCAGCUCGCCACUCUUCUCGCGAAGGCCCUCCAGGAGACAGAGUCUCUCAAGGCCGAGCUCUCCACCCUCAGGCGACGCGCAGACAAGUCCGAACGCCUCCUCGCCACAUUCCAGUCCGUCCAAUCCCCCACCAACGGCUCGCCCCCCGGCUCCUCCCACGGCGCUUCUUCCAAAGAGAAUUGGCCCCCCGCUGCCCGCAAGGCCCUCAUCGACUGCGAGGCUCGCGUAGAGCGCGCCGAGCAAGCCCGUGAUGAAGCCCUCGCCCGACUGCAGAUGCUCCAGGAGUCCUGGCAAGAACUCGACCGCUACUUCGCCACCCUCGAGCUCCGCGCUCUAGACACCCGCGCACAAUUCUCUCGACUCAUUGCCGACGGGGGUGGUCCGCUUGUCCAAGUGAACGCCAUCCCUUCAUCGUCCCAAAACACUGUCUACGUCCCCAACGUCGUCCAAGGGGCUAUACACCUUCCCCAGAUCCCCUCAUCCCGCUCUCAUGUUCCCCGUACCUCCUCCCAGAGGCUGAACGCCCCUCCGCCGUUCCCAUCCAUCCCCCUUCCCCCACCGCCCAGCGCGACCUCCAGUCGCGUCCGUCCGCGCGCAGGCAGCAUGGAUACAGGCUACGGUGGUGUCCUCGCUGGGCCAGGUGCUCCCCCUCCCGCGAAGCGUCUCCGUAGCGAUCGCGACGAUGACGGUAGCCGCGGCAGACGAUACAGCCUCUCUCCCUCAAAUUCUCCCCAUCCCGCCUACCUCAACGGCAGCAUGGCCGACCAUUCACCUCAGCUCACCAUACACUCUGCUCCCUCCGCCCUCCAUCCGCACUACAGCCAAUAUCCCCAUCCCCCCCGAGCUGAUCGGGAUGAUCCUCGCUACGCUUAUCCCGAUCAGCCCCGUUCGCGCCGUCACGCGCGCUCCACCUCCCGCGGACGCUCCUCGCGAAGCCGCUCACGUUCGCGCGCAUCAGCAAGCAGCCUCGAGGACAUGCUUAUCGAAGCGACGACGACAGGCGAAGACAACGCCGGCCACGCUCACGGCCAUCGCGCAGUGCAUCCGGCACAGCAUCUGCACCCCUCUUCACGUCAUCGCUCCCCCUCUCCUGGGCGCGACUAUCAGAUGGGCGUCCCGCAGCGCGCGCGCGCGUCCUCGACGCUCAUGGCCCGUGGCGGAGUCGUCAAUGGCCCGAGUCAGAUCGCGUCCCCGCCCGGCCCGCUGGUCGCCCCUGGCCAGUCGCAGACGUUCCAGACGCAUAUCUUUGCACCUCCUGUCACUGGUGCACCCGUCAAGAAGUCCAAGAUAGGUGCGGCGGGGUCGCUCAGUGGCAACGGGAGUGUGCUGACGUUGGGUAUGUUCGCGUUGUCGCCCGUCUAUUUUGAUGCAUCCGUGCUGAUUUUGCGGUUAGGUCCGACAGGCAGCGUCAUAGCGGGUCCUUCGCCCAUCGGCGGAGGCGGUUUCCCCCCAACGAACUCGGCCGGUCAGCGCAUAUGCCGCCAGUGCGGUCUUCCCGGCCGUUACAAGGAAGGCAAGUGCGUCGAAAAGUGGGGCCCUGGUCCGGAGGGCCCCGGCACCGUCUGCGACCGGUGCCGCAAGAAAAUGAAGCGCGUGGAGCGCCGCGGGACACUGGAGAGCCAGAACAUGGCCGCAAUGCAGCACCCGCCUCCCGCAGUGCAUCCCUCGGGCGUGCACCAAGCUCCCCCCGGCUCGCUCCCCAACGGCCGUGUCCCCCACCGCACCGACACCCUCCAGGUGCACCCCUCGUCGCAGAGCCAGUCGCGCCUCGGCCCGAGCGGGACACACUUGCUCUCGAGCUCGCAGGGUGGCUACUCCCGCCACGACCGCGACCACGACCGCGAGCGAGAGCGAGGUGCCUCGUCUCCCUACCACCACUCCUACACGACCUCGCGCGCAUCACACCGCGGGCCCACCCCUCCCGGGAUCGCCACCCUUCCGGGGUCGAGCGCGAACGAGGACGACGGGUCGUACGACGACCACCGCCGCCGCGAGCGCGACCCCGCUGCGCACUCCCACUCCCAUUCGCAUUCGCACAGGGCGGCGCCCCCGAGCGUGAACGGGCACGGCUCCAGCCGGUCUGCGAGCCAUUCGCCUGCGCUCAAGCCUCGCGCCGGGUCCGGGGGGGCGGGGGCUGUUCCUCAGAACGCGACGUCUCCGCGUGGGUCUGACGGCAAGUCGAAGUCGUCCGACCUGAUGGACGUCGAUGCGGACGGAGAGGAAGUCGACGCUGAUGCAGACGCAGACGCUGAAGCCGACGAGGCGGAUGCGGAGGCGGAUGCUGAUCCGGAGGCGGAUGCGGACGCGGAGCUGCUCGAGGCAGUCGACGCGGCCGAGGCGAACAACGCUACAGACGAGGAGUGGCUGAAGAAGGAGGAUGCCUGAUGUGGGGGGCGUUCCGUCUCGUUCUUGGACGCUCUGCUGCUAGGGUGCGGUGUGGACGCUGACGAAGGCUGGAAGAUAUUAUGACGCGUCUGACGACUCGUAUGUCCCUUGUCCUCCCCCAUUGCCAUAACUUCCGCGGAUUUCAUCCAAGCGAUGACAAUUCCGUCCCUCUGGAUAUGUAUGCUCUCCCAGUAUUUGCUCAUGCCCCCUUGCUUGCUCGCCCCGUGUCUCUGCUCCGCUCGUCCUUUAUCCGUGUACUACAUAUGACUAGAUCCUUCACUCCUGCAUACGCAUACGCAUACGUAUACGCCCGCUAGUGUAAUCGUCCUCUCUCCAAUUGUUGUAUUCGCAAUGUUUUCCUGUAUGCACGUCCUGUCUGUUCUCCAAAGCAACUGUAACCAUAUUUUUGCCUUUCAAUUCAUUCCUGC
Molecule: messenger RNA, 3008 nt
Organism: Dichomitus squalens LYAD-421 SS1
Lineage: Eukaryota; Fungi; Basidiomycota; Agaricomycetes; Polyporales; Polyporaceae
Exons: 3
Coding region: 97-2580 (827 amino acids)
Source: RefSeq, a predicted model, not a curated record